Leishmania braziliensis MHOM/BR/75/M2904 is the source of this 906-nucleotide messenger RNA. RefSeq lists its product as hypothetical. Bases 1 to 906 code for a protein of 301 amino acids. The transcript has a single exon. The record is from RefSeq and is a predicted model, not a curated record. Lineage: Eukaryota; Euglenozoa; Kinetoplastea; Trypanosomatida; Trypanosomatidae.
AUGCUGGUGAGAACACCGAGAGCUCUCCUGGAGAAGACAGGAAGAGAGAGAGCCGCCGCGCUUAACUGGAUGCGCCGCAUCGCUGCGCGUGUGCCAGAAUCCGGGCUCUCGGGGUCUCAGCUGCAAGCACUUCUGGAGGAUGAGUUCCCGUUCUUUUCGCCUUCCGAGGUUGGUGCUGUGACCCUGAAGGAGGCAGUCUUGAAAUUCCCUCAGCUACUGAGUGUGGAAGAUAGCAACAAGCUGCAAGCCAAGUGGCAUGUACGACCCACUCCUGAGCCGGAGGCGCAGGAACAGCGAGCGUCCUCCUCGCCGAGACCCACUGAGACGUACGCGCUGUCUAUGAUGAAGCUUCAGCAGUUCUGCACCAAGCGAGCGCGUCUGCAUCACAACACGUAUAUGCCACUGGAGUAUGCGCUCAGCAAGGCCGAUAUCAAUGAUGUGAACAUUGUCGGAGAAGUACUGAGAAACGCAGACGUUGCGCUGGACGUGCAGGCGGGGGUGCGCAUUAAGCCAAAGCGCACGCCGCGUACGGUUGUGGCCUUCGUGGACGGUGAUGUACUCCCUGCCGUUGCCGUGAAUGAAAUGUGCAAUGAGCUCAACGUAGUGAAGGAUUCAAGCAUCGUAACCAUCGUUCGGCAGCCGGGAAGCCAUGCGCUCUCGGCUGUCGACACUGUGUGCCCCAACGUCAUUCCAACCUAUCUGAGUAUUGAGAAGCACGCACAGGAGCUCCGGCUUCGGAGGCCAGAUGUGCGCCACGAUAUCGUGUACAUGUGCGCUGCCUCACAGUUCGACACCUACGCAGAUCGUGUGGCUCUUCUAAACGACUUCCCUGAUGCGGACGUGUAUGUGUGCUGCCCGAGCAUGAUAGCGCUGGUUAAACCAAAGAAGGUGAUUCCGUUCGAGUGA